AUGGAGGCAUCGCGCGGCCCCCCAAGGGUCAAAAACAAGGCUCCUGCCCCUAUUCAGAUCUCAGCGGAGCAGCUGCUCCGCGAGGCUGUUGACCGGCAGGAGUCCGCCCUCCAGGCGCCGACGCAGCGGUUCGCCGAUUUGGAAGAAUUACACGAAUACCAGGGUCGCAAGAGAAAGGAGUUCGAGGACUAUGUGCGGCGGAACCGGAUUAACAUGAACAACUGGAUGCGGUAUGCUGCCUGGGAGUUGGAACAGAAGGAAUUCCGCCGGGCACGAUCGAUCUUUGAACGAGCGCUGGACGUCAGCGCGACCUCCGUGCCGCUAUGGAUUCGAUACAUCGAGUCGGAGAUGCGCAAUCGAAACAUCAACCAUGCGAGGAACUUGCUCGAUCGCGCGGUGACAAUCUUGCCGCGGGUGGAUAAGCUUUGGUAUAAAUAUGUCUAUAUGGAGGAGACCCUUGGCAAUAUUCCUGGAACGCGGCAGGUGUUUGAGCGGUGGAUGUCGUGGGAACCGGAGGAAGGUGCUUGGAGUGCCUAUAUCAAGUUGGAGAAGAGAUACAACGAGUUUGAGCGGGCGCGAGCGAUUUUCCAGCGGUUCACGAUCGUGCACCCGGAGCCAAGGAACUGGAUCAAAUGGGCACGAUUUGAGGAGGAGUAUGGUACCAGCGACCUGGUUAGAGAAGUGUACGGGGUAGCAGUGGAAACGCUUGGCGAGGAUUUUAUGGACGAGAAGCUUUUCAUCGCAUACGCCAAGUUCGAGGCAAAGCUCAAAGAAUACGAGCGUGCCCGGGCAAUUUUUAAGUACGCUCUUGACCGACUGCCUCGCUCCAAAUCUGUCACUCUCCACAAGGCAUACACCACGUUCGAAAAGCAGUACGGCGAUCGGGAGGGCGUGGAAGAUGUUAUUUUCUCCAAACGGCGAGUUCAGUAUGAGGAGCAGUUGAAGGAGAACCCACGCAAUUACGACGUAUGGUUUGACUUUGCACGCUUGGAAGAAUCGUCGGGCGAUCCAGAACGAGUCCGGGAUGUCUACGAACGAGGCAUCGCACAGAUCCCGCCAUCACAAGAGAAGCGACAUUGGAGGCGUUAUAUCUACUUGUGGAUAUUCUAUGCGAUUUGGGAGGAAAUGGAGGCCAAGGAUAUCGACCGUGCUCGCCAGGUUUACGCAGAAUGCCUGAAACUUAUUCCGCACAAGAAGUUCACAUUUGCCAAAGUCUGGUUGAUGAAGGCGCAGUUCGAAGUGCGACAGUUGAAUCUUCAAGCGGCGCGUAAAACCCUGGGGCAGGCGAUCGGCAUGUGCCCCAAGGACAAGCUAUUCCGCGGCUAUAUCGAUCUGGAACGUCAAUUAUUUGAGUUCGUACGGUGCCGGACACUGUACGAGAAACAAAUCGAGUGGAACCCAUCCAAUAGUCAAUCGUGGAUUCAGUACGCGGAGUUGGAACGGGGCCUGGAUGACACCGAACGUGUGCGGGCCAUCUAUGAGCUCGGAAUCGACCAGCCGACCCUGGAUAUGCCGGAGCUUGUCUGGAAAUCCUACAUCGACUUUGAAGACUACGAAGGCGAGUACGAGCGUGAGCGGCAAUUGUACGAGCGUCUUCUGCAGAAGACAGACCACGUCAAGGUCUGGAUCAACUACGCACGAUUCGAAAUCAAUGUGCCAGAUGAGGAAGAGGAAGAAGAGGAGGAGGAGGAGGAAGAGCGACCUAUCAGCGACGAGGCUAAACGGCGUGCUCGGGCCGUCUUUGAGCGUGCACAUAAACUUUUCAAGGAGAAGGAGCUCAAGGAAGAGCGUGUGGAGCUCCUCAACGCGUGGCGGUCGUUCGAACAUACUCAUGGAUCGCCAGAGGAUAUCGACAAUAUCGAGAAACAGAUGCCGCGGCGGGUCAAGAAACGGAGAAAGCUGGACGACGACCGAUACGAGGAAUAUAUGGACUAUGUGUUCCCCGCAGACGACAAGUCGGCAGCGAACCUGUCGAAACUGUUGCAGAUGGCACACAAAUGGAAGCAGGGGUCAACGGAGAACUAA
Molecule: messenger RNA, 2025 nt
Organism: Aspergillus calidoustus
Lineage: Eukaryota; Fungi; Ascomycota; Eurotiomycetes; Eurotiales; Aspergillaceae
Source: the annotation of a GenBank genome assembly